CACAAAACAACAUCUUAACAAAUAACCUGACCCAACCAACCACAUACAAACGCCUGACGCUAAGCGACCAACCCCCAACCGCCUCAAGAACACCCCCCCUCCCCAAAAAAAUGCCCGCCCUCCCCCCCACCCCCGAAACAACAGCCCAGUUCACCACCGACCUGCGCGACCGCCACCUAAUCUACGACUACGCGGCGCAGGACGCCGCGGGCAACCCCGAGAAAUGGCGCUACGAGAUGUGGUUCUACAACGAGGACCGGAUCGUCUACGCCAUCCACGGCGGGCCCAUGGCCGGGCGCCGCAACUACCAGACCGCCAGCUACCAGUGCAUCCGGCCGGGGGAGCUGUGGCAGUGCAACUGGCUCGAGGAGACGGGCACCAUCUGCUCGCUGGUGUUCGACAUCCCCCGCCGCAAAAUCACGACGCUGAUCGCGUUCUCCAAGGGGCACUGGGAGCGGAAUCACGAUGCCAAGGGGGAUAAGCGCAACCCCGAGGACUUUCAGCGCUGGCGGGGGCUGGCGCGGGUCGGGUGUCAGACGGAUCGGAUGCUGCUUAGUGAGCAGGCGGAUAUUCUGGAGGAUUUUCGCGGGCCCGGCGAGUUGGAGGGGAUUGAGAUGGAGUGGCCUACUUUGUAG
Aspergillus uvarum CBS 121591 is the source of this 635-nucleotide messenger RNA. RefSeq lists its product as uncharacterized. Gene Ontology annotation, molecular function: carboxy-lyase activity. Bases 111 to 635 code for a protein of 174 amino acids. NCBI's taxonomy places the organism in Eukaryota, Fungi, Ascomycota, Eurotiomycetes, Eurotiales, Aspergillaceae. The record is from RefSeq and is a predicted model, not a curated record. The transcript has a single exon.